Molecule: messenger RNA, 1853 nt
Organism: Galendromus occidentalis (western predatory mite)
Lineage: Eukaryota; Metazoa; Arthropoda; Arachnida; Mesostigmata; Phytoseiidae
Product: CAAX prenyl protease 1 homolog
Exons: 12
Coding region: 94-1539 (481 amino acids)
Biological process (GO): CAAX-box protein processing
Molecular function (GO): metalloendopeptidase activity
Source: RefSeq, a predicted model, not a curated record
UGGGUAAUUCACCGAAUUGUCUCACGACCUAUUGAAAAAUAUUCAUCGAGUGAUUCAAGCGCGGCAGUGUCACAGGAUCGCGCGGCUGCCAUCAUGGAAGCCGCUGCAGAUUGGUCGAUGCAUGCGAUCGACGAUCUUCGAUCAUCGAUCGUGCGUUUCGGUGGCCCCUACUGGACGGCUGAGAACAUCCUGAGGUUCAGCAUAGCCUACACCCUCUUGUCCUAUAUAUUCCAUUUAUACGUGCAGUACAGACAGCACAGAAUCUUCGUGAAGCAUGACUUCGUCCCGAACGAGGUUGUCAGUAUCAUGGACCAGAAGACCUUCACGAAGUCGCGUCUGUAUAAUAUCGACUUGUCGACUUUCGCCAUGAUCAAAUCGACCUGGGGCCAAAUCACAUCUCAACUUGCCUUGGUAUACUACCUUAAUGCCCUCAUAUGGAAACUCUCUGGGAGCACCUUGACUAGAACAGGUUUGGAUGCGGACAACGAAUAUUUUCGUAUUUGCAUGUUCAUGAUCCUCAUCUCGUUACUGAGCUUGGUAAUGAGCCUGCCUUGGUCGGUUUACGGAACAUUCGUCCUCGAGGAGAGGCACGGCUUCAACAAACAGACUGCAGGUUUCUUCAUCAAAGAUAAAGUAAAGGGAUUCUUACUGAGCCAGGUUCUCAUUAACCCCGUUGUCUGCGCUGUGCAGUAUAUCCUGACGAACUACGGCCAAAUGGCGUUCUUCUACGUGUGGUUGCUGGUCUUCGGGUUUUCGAUUUUCCUCAUCAGUAUCUACCCGAAUAUCAUAGCUCCUAUGUUCGACACCUUCAAGACUCUGCCCGCCGGGAAGCUCAAGUCAGACAUCGAGGCCCUAGCUCAGAGUGUAGGAUUUCCCCUAACUGAAAUCCAGAUAGUCGAGGGCUCGAAACGAUCUACCCACAGCAACGCCUAUUUCGUUGGGCUCUUCAAGAACAAACGCAUCGUGCUGUAUGACACGCUCGUCCGAAGCUACUAUUCGCAUCAGAGAAAGAGUGGCGAAGAUCCUGAAAACGAAGAGGGCGACAGAAACGACGAUGAACAAUCCACGAAACCGGCACAGAAAGGAUGCACGGACGAGGAAGUCCUUGCGGUGCUCUGUCACGAGAUCGGCCAUUGGAAAUACUGUCAUACCUACAUCAUGAUGUUCAUCGCACAAGUUCACAUUCUGAUAGGGUGUUUGACGUUUUCACUCUUCACCGAUUGUAAGCCUCUGUUCGAAGCCUUCGGUUUCGUCGACGAACAGCCCGCCUUCAUCGGACUCCUGCUUGUCUUUGGAACCGUGUAUAAGCCCGUCGACGAGCUGCUGAGCUUCUUCACCAUGUACCUCUCGCGUCGAUUCGAGUUCCAAGCGGAUGAAUUCGUUCGAAAAAUGCACAGGGCGUCCUAUCUGAGAGAGGCCUUGAUCACCCUGGAGAAGGACAAUCUGAGUUUCCCGAUCAGAGACUGGCUGGAUUCCGCUAUAAACAACAAUCACCCAACGCUCCUCGAAAGAUUGGAAGCCCUCGGGAAAACGGAUUGAUCCUGCCAGACAUGCCCAAAGGGGAGGGAACCCAUGCUGGGGAGGAUCGGAGGAAGAUAUGUUUGAUAAAAGUUGUACAGAAUAUGAAUGCUCCGAAAAUUGAAUCUGUGCGUGCUCAAAACUGUAUAUCAUGCUGCGCGAGAGCUCCGUAGAGGGAGUCCUGACCUCCCGGCACAUAACUUGAUUGGAACCUGAAGAGGAAAUUCCCAAGCGAAAAAAGCUGGUCCGAGUUUGGUGAUAACUUACUACAUAUGGUUAUUCGGACGAUUAUAAAGAUGAUGGAGGCGGGGACUCGCAUCCCAGGAGUACCAUUU